Messenger RNA from Clonostachys rhizophaga, 1170 nucleotides. Lineage: Eukaryota; Fungi; Ascomycota; Sordariomycetes; Hypocreales; Bionectriaceae. The record is from the annotation of a GenBank genome assembly.
AUGACAGACAAGCUCCCGCCUAACUUGCUGGCGCUUUUUGCACCACGCCCGCCGCUGCGCUGGCUCGAGCAUCCCGACCACGCGCCUGAGCGUCGCAAGACAGCUCCCAUCGACGGCGUCGCGGCUUUCCUUCCCGAGCUGCAGCACUACAAGGAGACGGACAAGUACGAGCCGACGGAGAGUUGGCUGCAGGCACGCGACAGGAAAAAGCGCGAGAAGAACGAAGCUGUCCAGGAGCUGAUUACGGAGGGUCCCAAGAAUUAUAAACCUAAUGAGGACCCUAAUAUCCGCGGCGACGCCUUUAAAACUAUGAUUGUGGCCCGCUUGAGCUACGAGGCCGAUGAGCGAGACUUGGAACGCGAAUUCGGGCGGUUCGGUCCCAUCGAGCGCAUUCGUAUUGUCAAAGACAGCCACACCCACGAAAAGCCAAAUAAGAAGAAGAAGCCGCACCGAGGAUACGCGUUUGUUGUUUUCGAAAGAGAAAAGGAUAUGAGAGCUGCCAUCGAUUCUUGCGAUGGUAUUCGAAUCAAAGACCGACACAUCAAGGUCGAUGUAGAGCGAGGGCGAACUGUGCGUGGCUGGAAGCCUCGCCGACUCGGUGGAGGCCUUGGAGGCCGUGGCUACACCAAGGCUAUGCCAUCUCGCCUUAUGGGACCUGGUGGGUUUGGCGGUGGGUAUCGUGGCGGUUACAAGGGCUUCGAUGGUGGUCGCAGCCGCGGUGGUUUCCGAGGUGGCUUUGGAGGACGUGGAGGAGGAUUCAGAGGCGGCGACUCCGGACCCCGUGGCGAUCGAAAUGGUUUCGGUGCUCCCAGCGGCGCUCCCUCAGGACCUGGUGGAUUUGAUAGAAGAAAUGGCGGCGACCGCAAUUUCUCUGGUGGGUUUGAAUCCCGAGGUGGACGCUCAUAUGACGACAGACCCAGAGAUGGUGGACGAGACGGCGGCCGAGAUGGUCGUGAUGGAGGCCGAGAUGGAGGCCGCGACGGACGAGACGGAGGCCGACAUCGGGAUCGUGACGGCGGCCGUAGGACCGGCAGCAACAUGGAACCUAUCGGCCGACGAGAGGGUGGGUAUCGCGACCGGGACUACGACCGACCCCGUGAAGAGGAUAACCGAAAGCGCGGAUACGAUGGAGGUGGCUAUGAGGACCCUCGCAAAUUGCGGAGGUACUAA